GGGAUCUGUGCGAGGGGGGCGGGUUUGUUGUUGUUGUUCCUGCUGGAGCUGCUGGAGCUGGGAUGUCUCCACAGAGCAGCGCGGCGACAUUAAAACUACACACAACCGCGGAUGAUCGGCGUCAUUGCACUUGACUGUGUCGCGUGUUGAAGCCCGUCGCAGUAGAACGAAGCUAAAGGGUGGAAACCGGACGUUAACGUCAAGCUAACAGCUAGCUGGGUAGCUAGCUAGCAUGUUGUUUAUGCUAUGUGUUUCUCACUGCUGUGUUUCCCUCCUCGCAGGUGAAAGAGUCCUGUGCUUUCAUGGGCCAUUGCUCUACGAGGCAAAGUGUGUAAAGAUCAGCAUAAAGGAUAAGCAGAUUAAAUACUUCAUUCAUUACAGCGGAUGGAACAAAAACUGGGAUGAAUGGGUUCCUGAAAGCAGAGUUCUCAAAUAUGUGGACAGCAACCUUGCGAAACAAAAAGAGCUUCAAAAGGCUAAUCAGGACCACUAUGUUGAGGGAAAGAUGAGGGGUUUAGCACCAAGUAAGAAGAUUGCUGCUGUGCAGCAGAAAAAUGUUGAUCUGAAAGUGAAAAAGGCAAAACAGAAGACCCCAGGGCCGGGUGAAGGUACCAGCAGCGGAGAAACGCUGCAGGGACCACGGAAGAAGAGGGCUCGGGUCGAUCCCACCGUGGAGAGUGAGGAGAUGUUCACCAACCGUGUGGAGGUAAAGGUGAAGAUCCCUGAGGAGAUGAAGCCCUGGUUGGUGGACGACUGGGACCUCAUCACUCGACAGAAACAGUUAUUUCAUUUGCCUGCUAAGAAGAAUAUAGAGACUGUCCUGGAGGACUAUGCAAACUAUAAGAAAUCAAAAGGAAACUCCGACAACAAGGAGUAUGCAGUAAGCGAAGUGGUGGCAGGAAUUCGUGAGUACUUCAACGUAAUGCUGGGCACACAGCUGCUUUACAAGUUCGAGAGGCCGCAGUAUGCUGAGAUCCUGGCUGAACACCCAGACAUGCCAAUGUCGCAGGUUUACGGCGCUCCACACUUGCUACGGCUAUUUGUUCGUAUCGGAGCCAUGCUGGCCUACACUCCACUGGACGAGAAGAGCCUGGCUUUGCUGCUCAGUUACCUCCAAGAUUUCCUCAAACUCAAGAAACAAUGUUCUCACUGUUGUGAAGUUACUGUUCCACAAGCAGCUCUUUGGUGUUAUUGGUGCAUUCCAUCAGAUAUUUGUUAUUGUUGCAUGCAUGUAUUUAUUAGUGUUUCUUCUGCCACACCGGUGCAAUCAAAUGCUGGACCACAAGGUCAACAUUCAACAGUUAAUGUUUUUGUAUCUCUAUCUUGUGUAUUUGUAUCGAUUUGUAAAAAAAAAAAAAAAGUUUCUACACAAUCUCUGUCUUGUUUUACUUUGUCCUCUUGUUCCUAUCCUGUCGAUUUAUUUUGUGUCAUCACUGUUCUCUCUGGAUUCAUUACAAACAUGGAGGAAACGCUCACAGUGGCAUCAAUACACAGCUCACCACUGCACCACAGCACAUCAGACAUCAAAGACUUCAAAGACCCCCGUGGAACAUGGUUUAAUAUUCAUCUGCCAAGACAGGAGCAAAGACAUCCAUCUUUCAUGCACAUGUGUUCAGCUCAGGAAAUGUAUAGGUUGUGCCACGUGAAGGAGUCAUAAUCCUCAAGAUGUGCAAAUGUUAAAAAUCCAAUAUGCCCAUAGCAAUACUUUUUAACCCUUUGUUAAACCAGGGGGGGGGAAAUCUCUGGGAUAAGUUUGAAGAAAUUCAUCCCCAUGACAUUAACAAUGUUUUGCUAAUUUACUUUAAACUUUGGGAAAAUGAAACCUUAAAGCCAAAUAUUAACUAACACGAUUCAGGCUGAAAAGUUCUGCUACAACUGCUGUUGUGUUGUUUAAAACGAAAGAUGAUCACACAUUUAUUACAUUUGUGAUCGAAAAUAAAGGUAUUAAAAGAAGUUAAUUUCCCUGUGAAGUGAAGUGAGAACAGCAGGAGAAUAAACUAACUACUCAAUCUAAAUACUUGUAGCUGAAAUCAUCAUAUAAACGAAGUGGAGUAAAUACAUUCAAACUAUACUUCCAGCAUUUGAAUAAAUAUAUUUAGUUACAUGUGGAAUAAGAUCUUAUUUUUCAGUUCUGUUUGUGUCCUAAAUAAAUAAGUCUAAAUAAG
Messenger RNA from Hippoglossus stenolepis (Pacific halibut), 2165 nucleotides. RefSeq names its product mortality factor 4-like protein 1. Gene Ontology annotation, biological process: chromatin organization; regulation of DNA-templated transcription. The transcript has 11 exons. Gene Ontology annotation, cellular component: nucleus; NuA4 histone acetyltransferase complex. Bases 233 to 1657 code for a protein of 474 amino acids. The record is from RefSeq and is a predicted model, not a curated record. NCBI's taxonomy places the organism in Eukaryota, Metazoa, Chordata, Actinopteri, Pleuronectiformes, Pleuronectidae.